Lagopus muta (rock ptarmigan) is the source of this 6566-nucleotide messenger RNA. RefSeq names its product SURP and G-patch domain containing 2 (gene SUGP2). The record is from RefSeq and is a predicted model, not a curated record. Gene Ontology annotation, cellular component: nucleoplasm. The transcript is spliced from 10 exons. Gene Ontology annotation, molecular function: RNA binding. The coding region runs from base 145 to 3417 and encodes 1090 amino acids. NCBI's taxonomy places the organism in Eukaryota, Metazoa, Chordata, Aves, Galliformes, Phasianidae. Gene Ontology annotation, biological process: RNA processing.
AGCGAGGGCAGGGCCGGCUGGGGCGGGGCGGGCCAGGCCUCCCGCCGAGCGAGGGGUCGGAGCGCGGGAGGUGCCGCCGUUCCCUCGGGCCGGGCCGCCCGGUGCCGGGUGAGCGGAGCUUUGUGGUGUUUCGCUGCAGGGAAGAUGGCCUCGCGGCGGAUCACGCGGGAGACAUUCGAUGCGGCGGUGCAGGACAAAGUGAAGCGGUACCGCGCGGAGCGGGGCGGGGCGGCGCGAGAGGCGAUGCGGCGCUUCAAAGCUCAUUCAAGGCCAGUCCCGAGACCGAGGUAUGAAGACAGCUUUCAUGAUGAUGGGAGAUACGACGAUGCCCAGCACCAUUCACACGAUGACUGGACUGAGAACCCUAGAGAUGAGUAUCCAGGACCUUCUUACAGACCUGCGAGCCCUCUCAUAAGGAAAGCUAACUACUACCAUGAACAGUUUGGCCACCCGGCGUCUCGUGACCGGGAAUACGGGCACCCAGCUGCACGGGACCGGGAGUACGGGCGGCCAGCUUCUCAUGGCCGGGAAUAUGGGCACCCCCUGCCUCGGGACCGGGAGUACGGGGGCCUGGCUUCUCACGAUCAGGACUAUGGACAUCCUGACUCUUGGGAAGCUACCGGACCACACGAAACUGACUUUAGUUCUACAGAUAUUUUAGGUGAUUUUAGAUCACCUGGACUCAUGGAAGAUGAAUAUGGCAACAUGGAAAGUCAGGAGUAUGAUGUAGACUUCGGAAUUCAAUCCGACAGUGAGUUCCGACCCCCGAUACGGAGGGGCAGCAUUGGCAGGGGAAGAGCCCUGCGAGGGAGGCGAAUUACAAGGGGCACUAUUAAAGCUAAGCUAUUCAAAGGAGACAUCAAAACCCCUCUAAAGAAAUGGAACACUAAAAAACUGCAGCCAGGCCCUGAUCAGAAGCCACCUGUGCAACCUGAUCAAAUGGCAGAAACUGCUGACCGAUCCAACCAGAGGCCGGUGGCCAUCCAGCACCCCAGUCAGAAGCUGCCUCCACAGCCUAAUCAAAGGCCAGCUAUGGCAGCCCCGAGGCCUAUUCUCAGGCUCCCGAAGCCUGCACACGUUUUUAGAAAUCUCAAUUUUGAGCUCGUGGACAAGUCUGACAUUUUCUCGACGUUUGGGGUACAAAUCAUAAAAUGGGCUGGAUUUCACACAAUAAAAAACGAUGCGGAAUUUUCUCGACUCUUUGGAGCUCUCUUUGAGCUGGAGACAGAAACGUGUGCAAAGAUGCUUGCUUCGUUCAAAUGCUCCUUAAAGCCAGAACACAGAGAUUAUUGUUUCUUUACUAUCAAGAGUUUACAACAUGCUGCUUUGAAAACUCCCAAGGUGGACAAUGAGUUUUUAAAUAUGCUGUUGGACAAGGGUGCUGUGAAAACAAAGAACUGCUUCUUUGAAAUAAUAAAACCCUUUGAUAAAUAUAUAAUGAGGCUACAAGACCGCCUGCUAAAGGGUGUCACGCCUCUGCUUAUGGCCUGCAAUGCUUAUGAAUUAAGCAUUAAGACAAACGGUUUUGGUAACCCCAGAGAAAUGGCGAGUGCUUUUGAGACCACUGUUUCUCUUUGUCGUAAGUCUUUAGCACUUCUGGGUCAGACCUUUGCAUUAGCAUCUGUUUUCAGGCAAGAGAAAAUACUGGAAGCUGUAGGGCUACAGGAAAUGGCUCCAGCACCAACCCUGUUCCCAAACUUUGAUGAUUCAACACUGUUUGGCAGAGAAUACAUUGAGAACUUAAAGGCUUGGUUGGAGAAAAGUGGAUAUCCAAUUCAGAUGAAAAAAGCUGAAGCAGAGUCCACGGUGCAGCUUAAAAAACCCUCUCCUGACACAAAAGUUAAAAUCCCACAGCGAGCUGAUCGGGAAAUGGUAGAAACCAUCGAACAGCUCGUGAAUAGCAUUGUUUCAGGAACCUUGUCUGCCAAAGAGAGAAAUGCUCAAAAGAACUGUCCUGAAUAUUGGUUCUUGUCUGAUGAAGACAGUCUAGAAUACAAAUAUUACAGACUGAAGUUGUCAGAGGUGCAAAGAAAGACAUCGUCAGGAAAGGAGGCAGGUGGGGAGGGCAGAGCGCUGGAAGAAUCUGCCACAGAAUCAGUCAGGGCCAUGUUGUAUGCCAGGAAGGUCGCAAGCAUUAAGAGAAGGCUGUUCAAAAGGAAAAGGACUGGAGUUACUGCACAGCGUGGAAUUCGAGGAAGGAAGGUGAGGAGAACGACCACAGGGACACAGACUUUGCUUUCAGCUGGUACAGUGCUGAAACAGCAAGACAAGCAUCUUCAAGGGUCAGUCCAGUCAGAGCCUUCUGUAUCAGAAACCACCACGUGUGAGAAGAAUUCUUCUCUUGGUCCCUCAUCCUCCCAGUGUGGCACCAGCUCAGAGGUCCCUCUGCCAUCAGAAGGAAGGGUGGAUUCAGAGGAUUUACUGGCACCGCCUGAACUUUUCUCAUCAUUGCCCUGUCAGUUUCCUGAUGUGGAUGCUAAAACGAUGGAGACAGCUGAGAAGCUUGCCAAGUUUGUUGCUCAGGUAGGACCAGAAAUUGAGCAGUUCAGCAUAGACAACAGUGCGGAUAACCCGGACCUUUGGUUUCUACAGGAUCGAAACAGUUCUGCUUUCAAGUUCUACCGCAUGAAGGUCUAUGAGUUAUGUCCCUCUAUUAACUUCAGUGACGUGAAAGAAGCAAAUGAUGCUGGGGAAGAUGCUAAACCUGAAGAGAGAAAUGUGGACAUUUCAGAGGAGGAGGAAGAGGAAGAAGAAGAAGAGGAGGACAAUGAGGAGGAAGCCGAGUUUGAGGAGGAUAUUUCCCGACCUUUGGAAGAAAUGGAGCAAGCUGAGGAGGGAGAAGAUGAUGAUUUCUCAGCAGGUAGAAGUGUGGAAAACCUUGCUGAAGAGAUGAUUUCCAAAACAGGAGAGGAAAUUUCAACAGGUGAAACACAGCUUGCUGCAUCAUCUGAUGGUGCUGUACCAAAUCUGUCAACACAGGCAUCAGCUCCUGCCACUGGAACCCUGUUUCCCCGCAAGAGAAUCAGCAGCAAGUCUCUGAAAGUUGGUAUGAUUCCUGCGUCUAAAAGGAUAUGCCUCAUAGAAGAACCAAAAGUUCAUGAACCUGUCAGAAUUGCUUAUGAUAGACCUCGUGGCUGCCCUGUUACAAAGAAGAAGAAGAAACCAAAAGAUUUAGAAUUUUCACACAAGAAACUGACAAACAGAAAUGUAGGUUUCCAGAUGCUUCAGAAGAUGGGCUGGCAAGAAGGACAUGGCCUGGGUACACGAGGAAAAGGAAUCAGAGAGCCUGUGAAAGUGGGUGCUACCUCUGCAGGGGAGGGCUUGGGUGUUGCAGGGGAAGAAAAUAAAGAAGAUGCAUUUGAUGUUUUCCGUCAAAGAAUGAUACAAAUGUACAGGCAGAAAAGAGCAAGUAAAUAGGUGUGGCAUAAGAGACUUGCUCGUUAGAAAGAGCACGGAUAUGCAAAGGCUGCUGCGUGAAAGUCUUCGGCAGAGUGCCAGUGUGAAGAACGCUUUGUUCUCUAGUAGUGGACUGGAACGCUUAUGAAUUAUGAUUUUCCAAGAUUAAAGUUAGUCUUGUAUUUAAUUGUGCAAGCUAACAACUUGGAUAUCAUCUCCUGAGGGAGAAACAACUGUUUUUGUUCUUGGAAGUGCCAGUUUUCCUCUGUCUUAGGCCAUGUUUGCCUGUUUUGAAGUGAGGCAGCUUACUACCAACGCAAAAAGCAACGUUACCAUUGCGACUAGCCUGCUUUGGCUCUGUUCCUUUUGGAAGCUGAGAACCUUCUCAAACUAAAACCUCAUUACCAGGCAGUUCAGUUUAUGCUUUGCUGCAUGUUGUUGAUGGGCUCAUCCUCUCAUCUGCUUUUCAAGUCUGCCUAAAGCAGUUUCCUUUCCUCCACACGCCAGUUUCAAGAAGAAUCUGAACCUACCUGCUUAUUUUAUAUAGGAUUCUAUAGUUGAAGUGUAGGAUGAAUAAGUAAGUUCAUUUGGGUCUGAGAGUGCUGAAAUCUUCCUUGGAAACAUUGGCUGCUAAGGUUUUCCAUUGUAGCAAACAAGCAGCACAUAUUUUAUAUGUACUUUUUGAUUUUACACAAGUUUGCAGCUCUUGUCCAACCAAUUCUUGAAUAAUAGCUUUCCUACUCAAGGAAGUUUAAGCCAUGACCAGGUGUGAUUUGUGUGUUUGCAGAAAAUACUGGAGAAGAUACUUGGAAAUCAAAUAAUCAAAAGUCAUCUGGAAGUGGACCAUCAGUUUUGUAAGACCAUCAGUUUAGAGAGUAAUUUCUGUUUCUAUUAAAUAUUGGCUUUGCAGAAGUUUUCAUUGAAAAACCCCAUGCAAUAAGACAAAAAGCUUGUAAUGCUGAGGGACUAUUUCAGAUGAGAGAGAAGACUGGAUUAACCUACUCUGCUUCAACAAAAAGCAGUUCCUAACUUCUUGGUGAAGCAGCUCUGAAGACAUGACAGAUUUAGCAGUGUUACCACAAAUAAACAUUCAAAGUCUGAUCAUUCAUCUUUUUCAGACAAGCGCAUCAACAAGAGCUCUGUGACUGCAUUACUGAAAGUGGCAGGAUGUCAUGCACUUUUUUAACAUGCUUCUCCAUCUUUACCUUCCUAAAAUUAGUUAAAAGUCUUCACUUGAAUAUUACAGUACCAAAACCUACUUCACUGAAGUUCUCUUUAAAGAUUUCAUCUUGAGCUGACGCAUGUUUUGCUUAUUAGGAGCGAGUGCUGUCUUGCUGAUGUUCCCAUCCUGCAUCAUGCUUCCUUACAGAGCAAAGAGCUUGUGCACUCCACCGUAGUGUAGCAGCACCUCAAGCUCCUAACUGACAAAUACACAAGGAAAUGUGCUCUUCAGUUACAAACGUGCCUGUGUCUGCUGUUUAAAGAACAUUAUAUACUCUCCAUUACAAACCCUGCUGGUUGAAAGGGAGUUUAUUUGUUUUCGUUCUGUAGCAACAAACUUUUUCUGGCCUGUAACAACCAUCAUGAAUGCAAGCCUUUUUUCUUUAUGGUUUGGGUUUGUGAAACUAAAAGAAACAGCGUCAUGUUUUGGUGUAAUUUUCUGAUCACUGUUUUAGUUGCUUUGAAGCACGCUGAUCACUACAUAAAGCCCUAAUGGCAGGUGCAGAAAAAUACCACGCUGCUAGUUCUGUUUGUCCAUGGACAUCACAUGUCUUCACCUUUACGUUAACAAGGAGCUGAAGCAUGAAGACCAUAAAUACACAUAAGUUUAUCUGGUUAUCACAUUUGAUUAAAGACAUUUGAUGGUCUGGAGAUUUCUGUAGGCUUUACUUUACUUGGAGAUGCUUUAAAUCCAUAAAUGUUUUGUACCUACUUUAAAGGCCAUCAGUUAUGGUGUUUGGUGGUGCCUGUUAAGUUCCCAGCUGGGUGUAUUCUUCACUGCCUCUCUUCUGUGCCUGGUUAGCAGUUAUGUAAUCUGAAACGUGAGCCUAUGGCUAACUAUCAGUCACUGUGUUGUACAGUGACAGUCUGGAACUGAUGUUGGCUUCUGAGUUGUUUCUCAAAAGGGAUUAGUUUUUCCUUUAGUUCCAUUGAUGAAGCUGCCAGUUUUUCUGUUCACAGCUUUUUUAUUUCCUUGCAAACUUCCAGUUAACCUCCUCUUUAACAUUUACGUUCUGGUAGCGUUCUUAUUAUGUGUUGCACUACUUGCAGAAAGGCACAAGGCAGUGUCGUUUCACGCUGGAUUGAAAUCCAGCCUCUCAGCCUAGAUCAGCAUUCUGCGCUGCUCUGACUUAACCUGGGUUUGGCCGCAGUCCCAUUUGGGUGCCUUUGCUAAACGCCUGCUUGCCCAAUCUGGGAAAACUCUUGGUAUCCAGAUUGGAAAAGGGUACCUUCCUUCCUGAUUGCAGUUCAAUUUAGAGUGCAAUGCUGUCUUGAAACUAAAAGUGAACAUUGGGAAAAUCUUAACCUGCUACUCUGGAUGGCUGUAGUUACAGCAUGGUCUGUCUUUCUUGUGCCAAACUUUAAUUUUGGACAAGACAUCAACAGAGCAGUAUUGGUGCUGAGAUUCCAGUGUUGCUCUCACGUGAGUUACUAUUUGCCACUUUUAUCUUGUGUUACCAAGAGAUGACCUUAUGCUCCUUUUGCAAAAGGAAUUUCCUUUUAUUUUGACCUGCUUUUGCAGGCAGCUCUGAUUUGAAAAUUUAAAUAUGUACAUAUGCAACAUUUGUUAUGCAGAUACGUUGCCUUGUUGAAAGUUUACUAGCUUCUUUUCUGUUAUUUUAGUUCCAGGCUCUCUUCCAUGAAGACUGCAAGCUUCAGUGAACAUUUUAACUAACUUCAGUGGUGUGUCUACUGUCUUUUGGUUGGGUUUUUUCUGUUGUUUUUUUUCUUUUUGUUUUUUUUUUUUUUUUGUUUUUUGCUUGUUUGUUUUGCCAUUAAUCUUGCAGAGCAAUUUGCUAGUUUCUGUUCCAUGCAAAUUGGCAGUAGCAUUUAGCUAGUAACAUUAGAUGCUUAUGUUAUUGGGUAACUGCCGUUUCCUUUCAGUGUAAGUAAAACUGUUAGCAUUGUUAAUCUUUUACUAUCUGCAAUAAAUAUAGAACUAAACACUA